AUGGAACAGGCGGAGAAGACCAAGGCCCUCCAACAGCAGAUUGAUCAGCUGAAAAACCAAGUUGACCAACUGCAGGCGUCCCUGGAUGAUGCCAAUAAAAAGUUGGAGGAACAGAAAGAGCCCCUCCAACGGCUGAGCAAGGCGGAGACUGAAAAUGGCCGCCUUGCCAAAGAGAAUGAGCGCCUGCGCAAAGAGGCGGCUGCUGCCAAUGAGAACUUCAAGGCCACCUUGGAGUCGGAGCAGGAGAGGCUCAUUGAAGAGAAUGAGGCGAAUGAGCCGGGGCCCGGACCUUAUGACGCUUGGGUUAGGGAGGAGAUUGCGCGACGGCAGACGGAGGCUGCUGAAGAGGAAGAAGUUGUUCCUGAAGCCGACGCAGCCGCUCACCCUGAUCCAACCCAGAACCAACCGGAAGAGGACCGGUUCACUCUUCGCCUGGAGUAG
This is a messenger RNA of Chenopodium quinoa (quinoa), 441 nucleotides long. RefSeq names its product tropomyosin-like. Bases 1 to 441 code for a protein of 146 amino acids. The record is from RefSeq and is a predicted model, not a curated record. NCBI's taxonomy places the organism in Eukaryota, Viridiplantae, Streptophyta, Magnoliopsida, Caryophyllales, Amaranthaceae. The transcript is spliced from 2 exons.